GAGAAAGCAAGAAAGAAAGCUGAUGAAAAAGCUGAAAGUUCAAAAGCUAAAAGAAAGCUGAUGAUAACCGAAAGAAAGAGCCUUUUUAUUAUAUCCCUCCUCAUGUUUGCACUUGCUGCUGUAUCUGUAUCUCUAUCUGUAUCUUCUACAGUAUCCAUUUCUACUUCUCUCUUCUCCUACUGCCUUCGCCAUAUCCAUUAAAGCUCCAUGCUCAAGAGCUUCAAGCUGCUUUCUCCAUACUAGUAGAAGAGAAGGGGAGAAUAUUAAAAAAAAAAAUUUUUUGAGCCCAUGUUGAGUAGUGAUAUUAUUAACCAUCCCUCCUCAUCUUCUGAGCCAUUUACUUGUGGAGAAAAUGGAAUCAACAGUAAGAGAAAAAGAAGGCCUGCAGGAACUCCAGGUAGAUCCAGAUGCAGAAGUGGUAUCCCUUUCACCCAAAACCCUGCUGGAAUCGGAUCGAUACGUGUGUGAGAUCUGCAACCAAGGAUUUCAGAGGGACCAAAACCUGCAGAUGCACAGGAGGAGGCAUAAAGUUCCAUGGAAGCUUCUGAAAAGGGAAACACCAGUGGUGAGAAAGCGCGUUUUUGUGUGCCCGGAGCCCAGCUGCCUUCACCAUGAUCCUUGUCACGCUUUAGGCGAUCUUGUGGGGAUAAAGAAACAUUUUAGAAGGAAACACAGCAAUCAGAAACAGUGGGUGUGUGAGAAAUGUUCCAAAGGAUAUGCUGUUCAAUCUGACUAUAAAGCCCAUCUCAAAACCUGCGGUACCAGAGGCCAUUCUUGCGAUUGUGGUCGGGUUUUCUCGAGGGUGGAGAGCUUCAUUGAGCAUCAAGAUGCUUGUAACUUGGGUAGAAUCCGAUCCGAAUCUCAUUCUUUACAGCCUGCAGCAACAGCUUGUCUUUCUCGAACAGCUUCAAGCCCAAGUCCCUCAAGUGAUACAAAUGUUAGUGCUUCACCAUGGCCUGUUUUAAUGGCAAAACCUGUAGCUAUGGAUACCAAAUUCGUUGCCCCAACAAGGGAUUCCAAUAAAAGUCCUCACAAUUUGGAGCUUCAACUUUUAACCACAUCAUCAUCAAGUCCUAUGGAUAUGAUCUCCGUUUCUAAGAAAGAUGAAGAUCAUUCAGCUUUGCUUCAGUUGUCCAUUGGAUCAUCAGAUUUCAAUGAGAAAAAUGAAAUGGAGAGUAGCAACAGCGAGAAACCUAUCAUGGAUGCAUCAAGAAUCAAAGAAGAAGCUCGUGAACAGUUGGCGGUGGCUAUUUCUGAAAAGGCUUUUGCUGAAGAAGCUAGGAGACAAGCUAAGAGACAGAUUGAGCUGGCGGAGCAAGAAUUUGCUAAUGCUAAGAGAAUCAGGCAACAAGCCCAAGCCGAGUUGGAGAAGGCACAGGCCUUAAAAGAGCAAGCCACGAAGCAGAUCAAUGCUACCAUUUGGCAAAUCACUUGUCAAACUUGCAAGGAAAAGUUUAAUGCUUCAAGAACAGCAAGAGCUGCAGCUCAUGCUCCACAUCAUGAGAGCGCAUUGACAUUAAUGGGUUAUAUUUCUUCUGCUUUAUCAGAUGGCGAAGUUGUCAAAGGUGACCGGCUUGUUCAUCCAAAAUAUGCAUUGUGUUAAAGAGUUAAGACUCAUCUGCUUCACAGGAAGGAGACUUGAGGAAGUGAUCAUCAUCAGAUUCUUCAUCCAAAGUUUGUUUUUAUGUUAGAUAUAAGAUAAAAGUAUAUUUAUAACCUAUCCCUUUUUAUUUUAUUUUAUUUUAUUUUUUUGGGUUUUCUCCUUUCAUAUCCAUGAAUACACCAGGAAGGACUAGUGAGUGUUAUCAUAAGUGCAAAAGAGCUGAUUAAGGGGUAUUGGAAUUUGUAUCUAAAACUUUUGAUGAUGUUAUUUGUUGAUUCAAUGAGUACAUGGCAAAUAUCAUAAUGAUUUUAUCAA
This is a messenger RNA of Coffea eugenioides, 1918 nucleotides long. RefSeq names its product zinc finger protein SHOOT GRAVITROPISM 5-like. The record is from RefSeq and is a predicted model, not a curated record. The coding region runs from base 353 to 1603 and encodes 416 amino acids. NCBI's taxonomy places the organism in Eukaryota, Viridiplantae, Streptophyta, Magnoliopsida, Gentianales, Rubiaceae. Gene Ontology annotation, cellular component: nucleus. The transcript has 3 exons. Gene Ontology annotation, molecular function: DNA-binding transcription factor activity.